AUGUAUGAUUUAAUUUCAUUGGGGAUUCUUCUGCUACUUUUUGGUAACACACAGUCGCAGGAGGAAUGUGUCACAGCGUGCAUCCAGACGCAGACCACUGAAAAGUCCCAAGCCGCAUGCAAGGAAGGAUGUCGUCUGCAAAUAAUUUUUGCAUUUGCUUCCAACAGCGACAUCAUAUCGGCGAGGGAAGAUUGUUAUAAUGGUUGUGCCAAGUCAUACAAUGAUGAUGUUGAAAAGCAGUCGUGCUCAUUUGGCUGUGAUAAACAACCAGAUAUGAAAAAGUCUGGAAUUCGUAUAUCAAUAACAAAUAAGAGUCCUACAUUUCAAGUGGCUCGGGGAGCUAUGGAGAAGAUGAUGCAUCGCAUAAGCAAUUCAUUCCCAUCAUUGGGGGGAUUUGGUUCGACAUCUUCAGAGGAACAUGGUGAGCGAUUUUGGGAAGAUCAUUUUGCUCAAUUCCAUCUUCAAAUGCAAAAUGAAAUGGCACGACUCCACCAAAUUGCUCAGAAUGUUCUCAAUUUGCAACGUGCGGAAACUGUUAUGCCAGUUAUUGCUAAGAACAGACCAGAGGGACAUGAGGAGAAUGCAGUGGAAGGAUUUUACGUUGGAAACAAUGACAAGAAUGGUGAAAAAAUUAUGGAAGUGAAUCCAGUAGAAUUGAAGAGUAAAGAGCAACGGCUUCUGGAAUAUGAAGACGGAAAUCCAACUGUUAUUGACAACCCGGAGUCUUCACUUCUCUCUCGGCUAACGUCACGAGCUCGUCGUCUUUCAGUGCUUAGUCAAUGGCUUGUUUGCGUUGCGCUUUUCCUUUGUUUUAUUUCAAUGCUUUCUAUUUCGGUAGCAGUUUUGAAACAGAUCAAGUCACAAAAAUAUCUUAAUCUAAGGAACAUGCAUUCGGUUGUCCCACCAACAUUCGCUGAUCCCCUUGCGGCAAAGAAAAUACCACUCGAGACGACAGCUGUAGUAACCGAUUAUCCACUGAUCCACGAUUCUCCUCCUCCGGCUUAUGAUCAACUUUCAGUUCAUAAGGAGAAACCUGAAAACAUUGACAAUUCUGACCGGAAAGUUUAA
Brugia malayi is the source of this 1068-nucleotide messenger RNA. RefSeq lists its product as uncharacterized. Bases 1 to 1068 code for a protein of 355 amino acids. Lineage: Eukaryota; Metazoa; Nematoda; Chromadorea; Rhabditida; Onchocercidae. The transcript is spliced from 7 exons. The record is from RefSeq and is a predicted model, not a curated record.